Dendronephthya gigantea is the source of this 2721-nucleotide messenger RNA. RefSeq lists its product as uncharacterized. Bases 578 to 2692 code for a protein of 704 amino acids. The transcript has 8 exons. The record is from RefSeq and is a predicted model, not a curated record. Lineage: Eukaryota; Metazoa; Cnidaria; Anthozoa; Malacalcyonacea; Nephtheidae.
UUUAUUUUUCUGUAACAUAUAGACCAAACCAACAGGCUUGUAAAUGUCUGAUGCAAACGUUUCUUCAGAGACUCUUAAAUUACUUAUAAACGCCAACCCGCCAUCGAAUAAGUUGUCAUAUGUCGCUAAACAAGCAAUAUCGGACGAUCAGGUUAUGUACUGCAUGGCUAUUCACAAUAGCGUAUUGUUGCAGUGGUACAACUCGAAAUCUGAGCACAAGAAGUAUGUGGAUUUUCUGAACGAAAUCAUCCCCAAUGGAUCAAUUAAAAUCAAACGCGCAUCUCUAAGAGUUGAAGACCGGCUAAGGUAUCAAUGUUUGAAAGUAAGCAAACAGGUUAAGCAACUUAACUUAAAAGGUUCAAAGGCGAAACGUGUGACAUUUCUAAACAGUAUGUCUAAAGUGAGCAUUUUAGUGAGUGAUGUCGCUACAGCAGCUGAAAUGGAACAAGAAAUCAAACGCUCAAAAGUGGCACUGCAAGAGAUACAAGAACGCUUGGACAAUUUAAACGUUGAGUUGGAGGAAUGAAAGAAAGAGUACCACAACUUAGAGAAAGAGAAGGAACUUUUAUUCAAUGAAAUGAAAGCUCAGAAAGAUUUGGAAAUUUCAGAAAUUGUGAAUAAGAAUGACGAAAUGAAAAAAUAUGUGAGAAUGUUAGAGAAGGAAACUGACGACAACUGUUCACCUGUUAUUAAGAAUAUUGGCGACUUGUCAAAGCGACAGCAAAAGAGGCGACUGCAAGCACUUGGGACAAGGGCUGAAAAGGCAUUAUGGUUUGCAAAGCACUUUGGGCUUGAGCUAGAUAGAGUGGAGUUUCUUGACAGCAAUGGCCAGAAAUAUGGUUGGAAUACAACACCUUCCUCAAAGGCCACAUCUCCAAUUUCCCCAGAACCACUACCAACAGCAGACCCCAUACCGCACAUAACGCUAAACCCUUCGACAUCCUCAACACCAACUGCACUGCCUAAGUCAAAAAAUAAUCAAUACGACCAAUUGUCAAUUGAUGGAAAGUGCAAGGUAGAAGCUAUUUUGUUCCUAAUGGACAAAUUUGCAGUAGGAGAUGCAUUUAUACAUGAACUCUCAAUGGUUGUUGAGGGUAUGCCUAGGUCAUAUUUAAUCAAACAAUGUCGGAACAAACUAAACAGUAUUUGUGCAGUAAAACCAACCCCGGGAGCAGCACCUGGUGCACAGAUAUCAUUCAAAGAUUCCCUUGUUGACAAAUUGAGACUUAUGGUUGAAGAUGGCAAACUAACAGCUGGUGAGAAGGUGAAAGUGAAGAUAAGUGGUGAUGGAGCAAGAAUGACCAGAUUAACAAAUUACGUUAUUCUGAGUUACUGUGUGCUGGAUGAUUCAAAAGAUGUUUUAGCUGCCAAAGGUAUACAUAAAAUCUUGGUUGAUGAGUGGGUAAUGAGUGGUACAGAAUGCUAUGAGUCCCUGAAAGUUAGUUUUAAAGACUGCUGGAAUGAAAUUAACAAAGUCAUUCAUGAUGGUCAAGUUGAAAUAAACCCAGGACAUGCCAUACCAGUUGAAGUAUUUCUUGGUGGUGACUAUAAGUUUCUCCUACUCAUUAGUGGACGUGCUGCAGCAAAUGCAAAUUAUGCUUGUUUGUGGUGUACAAUUCAUAAGGAUCAAAGAUGGGAUAUGACAAAGUCAGGAGAUUACUAUAACCAACCAUCUAUGGCUCUGACAUUGGCUGAUGUGAAGAAAUGUGCAUCAGAGAAACAAUUUUGUUGCAAAGAUAUGCCCUUACUGGAUGUUCCACUCUCUAAUAUUGUUCUGGAUGAGCUCCACCUUCUUCUUCGAGUUACAGAUAUCUUGUUAUCUAACUUAAUAGAGGAUGCUAUGGAGCUAGAUGACAAGAAGGAUUUCUUGAAGAAGAAAGGGGAGCCCAAAGGGGUCUGCUUACAGAGGCUUGCACAGCUCAUAAAUAGCUGUGGUGUAACAUUUAAUGUGUGGGAGAAACGGGAUGAUGAUGGUAAAGGGAUUGGAAAGAUGGACUGGACAUCGUUGAUGGGUGCUGAGAAGAAAAAGUUGCUACAUACCCUCCCUGAUAAACUCCAAUUAAGCACUGAAGAAAUUAUUCAUCAGGAUACUGCAGACACAGUCAUUAAACUCUGGAAGCAUUUUGGUGACAUAUACUUCAACUGCAUUUCUUCAAAUAAUCCGGUCGAACUGGAAACAUGUGGAUCUCGAAUACGAUGCUGGAUAACACUGUUUCUCACUUUGCAACACGACAGAAAAGGUUAUGCAAAUAAAAAUAUCACACCUUAUAUGCAUGCAGCAGCAUAUCAUAUCCAGGAUGUUCUCGACAAAUUUAAGAAUUUGAAACAGUUUAGUGGACAAGGUGUAGAAAAAAACAAUGACGUUGCCAGAAGCAUAGUCCUUCGUAAGUCCAACAAUUUUGACAGCCCUGCUGAGGUGAUACGAGCAGAGCACAGACUUACCAAUUUGUACAAGAGAGAAAGGAGGAAAAGACCAUACAAAAAAGUUGCAACUGCAUUUUGGAAUGGUGGGAAGCAAGAGGCCACUAACAGUAAAAAAAAGAAGAGCAUUAGUAUGCAGAGGAUGGAUGCUCCCUCUACAAUUGUUGAAUGCAACAGCAGCAUACCACCUGCAAAUGCAAAUGUACAACAAAGAAACAGGCAAAAGGAAACAAAAAAGGCAAAGAAAACAAAGAAAACUAAGAAAAGAUAGUUAAUCUCUGAUGUAUAUAGGUGUAUAAU